This is a messenger RNA of Trichoderma harzianum CBS 226.95, 690 nucleotides long. RefSeq lists its product as hypothetical. Lineage: Eukaryota; Fungi; Ascomycota; Sordariomycetes; Hypocreales; Hypocreaceae. Gene Ontology annotation, molecular function: proton-transporting ATPase activity, rotational mechanism. Gene Ontology annotation, biological process: proton transmembrane transport. Bases 1 to 690 code for a protein of 229 amino acids. The record is from RefSeq and is a predicted model, not a curated record. Gene Ontology annotation, cellular component: proton-transporting two-sector ATPase complex, catalytic domain. The transcript has 3 exons.
AUGUCGCAACACGCCUUAUCCGAUGCUCAGGUCGACAAUGAGCUCCGCAAGAUGACGGCCUUCAUCAAGCAGGAAGCCAUGGAAAAGGCCCGCGAGAUCGAAAUCAAGGCCAACGAGGAGUUCGAGAUCGAAAAGUCAAAGCUCGUCCGCCAGGAGACCGACUCCAUCGACACCCAGUACGAGAAGAAGUUCAAGCAAGCCACCAUGUCCCAGCAAAUCACCCGGUCGACCGUCGCCAACAAGACACGGCUCAAGGUUCUCGGCGCCCGCCAGGAGCUGCUCGACAACAUCUUCGAGGAGGCCCGGAGCCAGCUGGCCACGGGCGUCAAGGACAAGGCCAAGUACCAGAAGACGCUCAACGGCCUCGUGCUCGAGGGCUUCUACGCCAUGAACGAGCCCGAGCUGCAGCUCCGCGCCAAGAAGUCCGAUUACGACGCCGUCAAGAAGGCCAUUGAGGAGGCAGCCAAGGAGUACAAGAAGGAGGCUGGCCAGGAUGUCACGGCGAUAAUUGACGAGGCCAACCCCCUGGACGAUGGAAUUGCCGGCGGCGUCAUCAUCCUGGGCGGAAAGGGAAAGAUUGACAUUGACAACACCCUAGAGGCCCGGCUGCAGUUGCUGGAGCAUGCCGCAGCGCCGGCCGUGCGAGAGAACCUGUUCGGAAAGAACCCCAACCGCAAAUACUACGACUAG